AGAAGCAAACAUACUGUUAUAAAGUGCACGCGCAAAUUCUGGAUUCUAGAGUCCGGUGUGCCGGUACCGUUUCUGGCCCAGGACCAUCGCUCACACCAGUAGUUGCGGACGGACAGGAACCAGCCGCUGUUGGCGCCACUAACCAAAGUCAACACGAUCAACGCAGAAACCCGAAGUGACGCGCUGCAACACAACAGUGUUCACCACGAAGCCACAGGAAACGAAAGCGUUUUUAGCACUUACAGCGAGGUGAACCCGCGAAAACAGCAGCUCCCGCCAGGGUCGACGAGUUUGCUAAGGCCCGCCCUCCUCGGCGGCUAUUGGCUCACUCGUGAUGCGUUCAAGGCUUACAAAACACAUGACGCGCUGCAGGACGCUUUUUAAACGAUUUAUUUGACAGAUCAAGUAUAAAAUGCCAUACAAUUCAUCACGGACAUUUUGAACAGAAUUUUACACACAUACCAAGUUAAUGCCAAAGAAACAAAAGAAAAAAAAAACAUCAAACGUAAGGAGCUCCUGAGAAAGAAAGGAAGGAAACAAGACACCCGAGAAGAUUUACAAUGUCGGUCACAUGAACAUGAAGAUACCAAAGCCCGAAGAGACGUGAAAUCAUCGCUUCCGACGCAUGAUGAGCAGUGGUGUUUUACAGUGAGGAAUGAGGAGAAUAAGCAGCAGGUGAGGCGCAAACAAGCUCAGCCGGCGAGUGGCGCUUCAUGAAAUGGGAAACGGUCGUGACCUUUCCUUAACUCGACUCCGGGUUUCCUUCCGCACAAAUGUCAGCAGUUAUAAACAAGUGACCAACAAUUCACGCUUCAACUUUGUGUUUAUGAGUGACGUCAGCUGCGUGUUCUCGCGAGAAGUGGGACCGCCUCUUGUUUAUGUGAACCUGCAGCUUCGCCGCGACUCGGACGCCGCGUUGACCAGUCCGAGCCGAGCUCACCUGGCCGCGUCCCAGGGCGGACAUCGAUCCUGCUCCCGGGCCCCUGCGGCACCUGUGUCGGCGCCGAGGCCGCGGCGGGAGCGCAGAGCUCCGGAGCGGGGAGCGGCCUGCUCCCGCACCCGCAUCCUGCUGCAGCUGUGGCGGCCAACGUCGCCUGCUCGCCCCGCUGCUGACGUCAGGACACCCGGCCCGGCCCCUCGCGACGAACCGAGUCUGAGCCGAACCUCGGUCCCGACCCGACUGGUGCCGCCGGAGCGAGUCGGAACCGGAGCGGCCUGUCGGCUGCGCGCGGACGAUGACUCGGUGCCGGACCGGACUCGCACCGACGUGAGAGCCGACGAUGGGAGUAUCGCGGUGCAAGCCGCGCGGCAGAGGCUGCUAGUGAGGCGCGCUCUGUUCAGCCGAAGCUCGGACCUCCCUCCCCUCCAAGUGUCGCCCCUCGACUGUGUGGUGCCGGGUCGUCAGGCGUCUGAGAUGAACCCGGUGAACGCGACCUCUCUCUACGUGUCCGCGAGCCGCUCGGCGCUGCAGUGCGACCCCGCUGACCCCCGAGCCCUGGCCGAGCUCUGCAAGCUGCUGCCCUUCUUCCGCCAGUCCGUGUCGUGUCUGGUGUGCGGGAACCUGCUGCAGGAGCCCGUGGCCCCGGUGGACUCCUCGUGCCAGCACUCCGUGUGCCGCGGCUGCAGGGGCCAGCGGAUGCAGCUGAAGCCGUCCUGCAGCUGGUGCAAGGACCAGUCCGGCUUCCAGGAGAACCGGCAGCUGUCUCUGCUGGUGCGCUGCUACAGGACGCUGUGCCGCUACAUCACGCAGUCGCCGCUGGCCCCGCACGUGGCCAGCGCCGCCUGCAGCUCGCCGGACCUCCAGGCCGUCCUGGACGAGGGUCUGGGAGCCGCCGCCGAGGACCAGCCGCACGGCUCGGAGGAGAGCCGGGCCCCGGAUGAGCCGGCUCUGAACGGACUUCACGACUGCAACGGCGUGCUGGGCCCGGAGGGGGGCUUCACCCAGGAGGUCCCGCUGUGCGUCAGGGCCGCCCUCGGCGAGGAGCUGAAGCACGGCGGCGGGCCGCUGCUGCUGAGCGUGGAGGAGGUGCUCAGGACUCUGGACACCGAGCCCGAGCCCGACCCGGCAACUCCGCCCGCCUUCCCUGGGCCUCGCUGCCCCCCGCUGACCUCCUCCAGCCAGCUGUCCAAGUCCACGGCCCCUGAGCUCGGUUCCCCUCAGCCCCUCCCUCGUGGCGCCCGGACCCCGCCCCCUCCCCGCUGCCACCGGAAGCGGUCCCGCUCGGAGAGUGACAGCGAGAAGGUGCAGCCCCUCCCCAUUUCCAGCCUCCUACAGGGCUCCUCCCCCGUCCUCACCCACCCACAGGAUCCAAAGUUCCCAGCCCCCUCGCAGCGCCCUCACCUGGCCCCGGUACCGAACGGCGGCUGCCCCAAGGUGGGAAAGACUGUCCUCAUCUCCAGCAAGAACCUCAAGAAGACUGUGGAGCACCAUGGUGGCGCCAAGAAGGUUUGUGCUAAGGCCCGGCCAGGUGGCGCCAAGCCCCGCCCCCAGUCACAUGAGCGGCUCCUCCCUCACGCGCUGACUCACCCCCCCAGUCCCUCGAAGCCUCAGUACAAGAAGCCGGUGGAGAAGAAGGGCUGCAAGUGCGGCCGAGCCACACAGAACCCCUCGGUGUUGACCUGCAGGGGGCAGCGCUGCCCCUGCUACUCCAACCGCAAGGCAUGUCUGGACUGCAUCUGCCGCGGCUGCCAGAACUCGUACAUGGCCAACGGCGAGAAGAAGCUGGAGGCCUUCGCCGUCCCAGAGAAGGCUCUGGAGCAGACGCGGCUCACGCUGGGCAUCAACCUCACCAGCAUCGCCGCUGCCGCCCUCCGCAGCCCGUCCUCAGCCUCACCGGCCAGCGCCCUCCUCAACGUCGCCGCGGCGAGCGGCCCGCCCGUCGCGCCCUCCUUCCUGUCGGGGGCGGGGCACGACGGCUUCGAGGAUUCUCUGGAGAUGAGGUUCGAUUGUUGAUGCCGCCACAUUCCCGCUGGCUCUGACUCCGAGUGCCAAACACAGGCAGCUACAGUGACGGGCGGAGGGUGGCGCCGCCUGCUGGCGAACCAGCCCCGGCUUCUGGACGCAGCGACGGAGGCGCUCGAUCCGGUUCUGCCGACAGGCGCGUGUGUGAGUGUGUGUGUCCGAGUCUGAGAGGUCGUAGCUGUUAACGUCACUUCCUAUUUGAGUGUCAGAGUGGGUGGAGCUUCAGUCGACAGGCGUCGCUCAGAUGUCCUGACUCCAACCAACCUGCUGCAGGUGUGUGAGUGUGUGUCCCAGUCUGAGAGGUCGUGGCUGUAAUUCAUAUCAAGGUGUUUUGUUAACGUCACUUCCUGUUGGAGUGUCAGAGUGGGCGGAGCUUCAGACCUGCCAAGCUGCUGCAGGUGUGUGCAGGUGUGUGUGAGAGAUAGUUGUGACCUGUGGGUCGGUCCAGAUGCUUCUACAUUCCGCUUCAGGUCCGAGUUCAUACAGACAACUUCAUUUACUCACACGUUUGUCUUCCUGUCUCAGUGAGGACCAUUGACAUACAUUAACAUCACCCUUUCCCCAGCCUCCUCCUCCCUCUCUGAACCUAAACCCUCCAACUGAGGCCAGGUGAGCAGCUGCCACGAGGUCCUCGCUCUGUGGGUUAGAAACUCACACAGGUCCUCACAAAGAUAAUGUAAUGCACACACACACUCAGCUGACUGAAGAGCAGCGCCUCCUGCUCCAACCACCGUCUCAGUUCCAGGUGCAGCUGGACAAGACAGCUCCAACAGGCUCUUCACACUCUCUUGUCACAGGAGCAGAAGUGACGUCAGUGGACUUGUAUUGUUGCCCUUGUGGGGACCUGUAGCCUCACGAGCUUCCAUCUGAUCCUGCGGCUGGGGAAAGGGUGAUGGCCAGGAGAGCUCCCCACAAGGACAGAGAGGCAAGUGUGUGUGUGUGCGCGUGUCAGGUGAACUGAGGAGAGCAGUCGCUGAAGCUUCACUCACUCCUGAAGGGAAACACGUGCUGCUAAACACCAGACUUAACAUCUGCAGUAUUUAUUGUUCAGACCUGUGUGCGUGUGUGUGUGUUCCUGCGGGGCAUUUCAGAACCUGUAAAAUAUCUGUAACAUAUUUCCACCAAAUGAAAAGGUAAAACACGUGACCGAGUGUUGACGGUUAUUGUCCGCGCGCGCGUGAGCGUCCGUGCAGCAGGGGGCGCCACAGCCGAGCGUGUCUCAGCCUGGAACCGAGCCUCGUGCGAACACGUUCAGACGAUGAACAAGGAAGCUGAGCGUGGAAAGUGGGCGGAAUGCGACCAGCCACCCGUCAAACCAAGGCUCAACUCAGUGGCGUGGUCGAACAGCCACUCGAGCGUGCGGGGUUGAACCGCACGUAUUCACUUGUUUGCGUCUGCGCAGUAGAAUCACAGAAUAUCCACGUAUGACAACAAAGAUUUAUUGGACAUAUUUACACACAAAACAUAUUUACAUUCACUUUUAAUUGAGGUGUGUGGACUCAGUGGUGCUAGCUGGCGCGGCGCGGCGGCUGGGCCGCGUCUCGGGGUCACUGCAGUGGCUUCCACAUUCCACUGAACCUUGACACCACACUUUUUUUUUUUCAAACUCAAAUUUAGAUAAUAUUGACACCUUUAUUUACACACACUUCCAGACACACACACACACACACACCAGUGUAGUCCAAGAAUCGGUGGCAACAAACUCAUCGCUUCCUGUUUCAAGUCUCAGAGGUGAGAGAACGUCAGCGCCCCCUAGCUGAUGAGAAAGGCUCCAAAAAAGCUGCUCUUCUCGUCCAUGUCCACUGCAGAGGCGUUGGUCACCGUGACAAACAGACGGUCGCCUACACUGAGAGGGAACAGUCCCCCCUGGUGGGCGGAGUGCAGAGAGAACUGGGAGCCACGGGACCAGCAGGAGGUUCGGCUCGUCUUCAUCAGCAGGAAGGGAUCUCUGUAUGAGCUCACCUGGUGAGAGAGAAGGGCUUGGUGUCGUCACGGUGACCAGUGCGUGAGUGAUGUGUUAGCGUUGUCACAGUGACCAGCACCUGAGUGAUGUGUUAGCGUAGUUGUGGUGACCAGCGUGUGAGUGAUGUGUUAGCGUAGUUGUGGUGACCAGCGCGUGAGUGAUGUGUUAGCGUAGUUGUGGUGACCAGCGCGUGAGUGAU
Molecule: messenger RNA, 5124 nt
Organism: Synchiropus splendidus (mandarinfish)
Lineage: Eukaryota; Metazoa; Chordata; Actinopteri; Syngnathiformes; Callionymidae
Gene: msl2b
Product: MSL complex subunit 2b
Exons: 3
Coding region: 719-2953 (744 amino acids)
Cellular component (GO): MSL complex
Molecular function (GO): ubiquitin protein ligase activity
Source: RefSeq, a predicted model, not a curated record